GCCCUUUAAGUAGCUCUUCUUCUCGUCGCUCCCACACUGUCGCCGUCUUCCCCAUUUCGCUGCUUUGUUUUCAUUGUCGCUCUUUUGAUCAUGGCUGCUCAUUCUACGGAGGAACCGUUCCCCUUCCACGGGUUGCUCCCCAAAAAAGAAACCGGGGCCGCGUCUUACCUCACCAGGUUCCCCGAGUACGAUGGCCGAGGAGUGCUCAUCGCUAUCCUCGACACCGGCGUGGAUCCCGGUGCCCCCGGCAUGCAGAUCACAACUGAGGGGAAGCCAAAGAUUAUUGAUAUCAUCGAUACCACAGGCAGCGGUGACGUGAACAUGACCACAGUGGCAGAGCCUAAAGAUGGGACAAUCACUGGCCUUUCUGGGAGAAUACUUAAGAUCCCUCCUGCCUGGGUCAAUCCAUCAGGGAAGUAUCGCAUUGGAGUUAAAAAUGGCUAUGAGUUCUUCCCUAAGGCUCUUAAAGAAAGAAUCCAGAAAGAGCGAAAGGAGAAAUUGUGGGACCCACCACAAAGAGCAGCACUUGCUGAGGUCUGUCGCAAGACAGAGGAGUUUGACCUCUCUCACCCAACACCGUCACAGAUUGAUAAAUUACAGAAAGAAGAAUUGCAGACUCAAUCAGAACUGCUGGCAUCCUUAGAAAAGAAGUACAGUGAUCCUGGUCCUGUGUAUGACUGUGUGAUUUGGCAUGAUGGUGUAACAUGGAGAGCUGUAGUGGACACGUCAGAGUGUGGAGACCUGUCCCAGUCAACUGUGCUGUGCUCUUACAAAGAGAGACAAGAGUAUGCAACAUUAGGAAAUGCUGAGAUGCUCAACUACUCCGUUAACAUUUAUGACGAAGGCAAUACACUUUGCAUUGUAACAAGCGGAGGGGCCCAUGGGACACAUGUGGGAAGCAUUGCUGCAGGUUACUUCCCAGAGGAGCCAGAGCGUAACGGUGUUGCCCCUGGUGCCCAGAUCCUGGCUCUGAAGAUUGGAGACACCCGUCUCAGCACCAUGGAAACAGGCACAGGGCUCAUACGCGCGAUGAUUGAAGUAAUAAACUACAAGUGUGACCUGGUUAACUAUAGCUAUGGGGAAGCCACACAUUGGCCCAAUUCAGGGAGGAUUUGCGAGGUGAUCACAGAAGCUGUUCAGAAGCACAAUGUGAUAUUUGUGUCAAGUGCAGGAAACAACGGUCCGUGUCUGUCCACAGUCGGCUGCCCCGGGGGAACCACCAGCAGUGUCAUAGGUGUUGGAGCAUAUGUGACUCCAGACAUGAUGGUAGCAGAGUAUUCUCUAAGGGAGAAACUGCCACCCAACCAUUACACCUGGUCUUCCAGAGGGCCCAGUACAGAUGGAGCCCUGGGGGUCAGCAUCAGCGCCCCUGGUGGUGCCAUUGCAUCUGUUCCAAAUUGGACUCUCCGUGGCACCCAGCUGAUGAACGGCACAUCCAUGUCAUCUCCUAAUGCCUGUGGAGGCAUAGCGCUAGUCCUCUCAGGACUGAAGCAGAAUGGGAUACAUCCCUCUGUACCUGCUGUGAGAAGAGCACUGGAAAACACAGCUCUGAAGGUUGAUGAUAUCGAGGUGUUUGCACAGGGCCAUGGAAUAAUUCAGGUGGACCGGGCAUUAGACUACCUCACUCAACACGCCUCUUUACCCACAAGCCAGCUGGGCUUCUCAGUAAGUGUGGGCACACACAGAGGCAUCUACCUCAGGGACCCAGCCCAAAUUAUUGCACCCUCAGAUCAUGGAGUAGGAAUUGAACCUAUUUUCCCAGAGAACACAGGAAACUCUGAGCGAAUCUCCUUGCAGUUACACUUGGCACUCACAUGUGCUGCCCCAUGGGUCCAGUGCCCCUCCCAUUUAGAGCUGAUGAACCAGUGUCGUCACUUCAAUGUCCGUAUCGAUCCUGUUGGACUGCGGGAGGGAGUGCACUACACAGAGGUGUGUGGGUAUGACACAGCGGCACCUUCAUGCGGCCCUCUGUUCAGAGUUCCAGUCACUGUUAUCAUCCCUGCCAAGAUGACAGACAGUCGGAAUCAGGAGGUGAGUUUCACAGAUGUCCACUUCAGGCCAGGCCAGAUCAGACGCCACUUCAUGACUGUUCCUCAGGGAGCCACGUGGGCAGAGAUCACGUUGACUUCUCAUUCAGGAGACGUGUCAUCAAAGUUUGUUCUGCAUGCAGUGCACCUAGUCAAACAGAAAGCAUACCGAGCUAACGAAUUUUACAAGUUCUCUUCGUUGUUGGAAAAAGGCUCAGUAACAGAGGCUUUUCCUGUGUUGUCUGGGAGGGUUGUGGAGUUGUGUAUUGCACGAUGGUGGGCAAGCCUGGGUGGUGUCACAGUGGACUACAGCAUCUCCUUCCAUGGACUCAACACUUCACCUUCACCUCUUCACAUACAUGCCUCAGAAGGAGUGACAAGUUUUGAUGUGUCAUCGCCUCUGAGAUAUGAAGAGGUAUCCCCCACUAUUACCCUGAAGUCUUGGAUUCAGCCCCUCAGGCCUGUAAGUUCAAAGGUUAAACCCCUGGGAGGGAGGGAUGUUCUUCCCAAUAACAGACAACUUUACGAGAUUAUCCUCACCUACAGCUUUCACCAGCCUAAAAGUGGGGAGGUUACCCCCAGCUGUCCCAUGCUGUGUGAACUGCUGUAUGAAUCAGAGUUUGACAGUCAGCUUUGGAUGCUGUUUGACCAGAACAAGAGACUGCUUGGCUCAGGGGACGCUUACCCACACCAGUAUUCCCUGAAGUUGGAAAAGGGGGACUACACUGUGCGUCUGCAGGUCCGCCACGAGCAGUCUAGCGAGCUGGAUCGCCUUAAGGAUCUACCAUUUGUAGUUUCUCACCGUCUGUCCACCACCAUCACUAUGGAUGUCUACGAGACACAUCGAGCUGCCCUCAUGGCCAAGAAGAAGGCGAACUCUGUCACCUUGUGCCCCAGUGCCAGACAGCCUUUCUACGUCACAGCUUUGCCAGAUGACAAGAUCCCUAAAGGAGCAACUCCAGGAUGCUAUCUUUCAGGUUCUCUUGUAGUCGCCAAGAGCGAGUACGGCAAGAAAGCAGGGCAGGCCUCUGCAAAACGACAAGGAAAGUUUAAAAAGGAUAUUGUUCCAGUCUUCUACCAUGUAAUUUCUGCUCCCAACAAAACAAAGAAUGGAGGGAAGGAGAAGGACAAGGAAGCAGACAAAGAGAAAGACGUGAAGGAUGAGUUUGCAGAAGCCUUGAGGGACUUGAAGAUUCAGUGGAUGACGAAGUUGGACUCCAGCAAUAUUUAUGAUGAACUGAUGGAAAACUACUCUGACUACCUUCCACUCCAUGUGCAAAGACUUCACCAGCUGGACUCCGAGAAGGAGCGUGGUAAACGUCUCAGAGAAGUGGUAUCAGCAGCUGACAUUGUCAUCUCCCACAUCGACCAGACUGCCUUGGCAGUUUAUCUAACCAUGAAGACUGACCCUCGGCCUGAUGCCGCCUCUAUUAAGACUGAUAUGGAGAAGCAGAAAUCAUCUCUGCUGGACGCUCUGUGUAGGAAGGGCUGUGCUUUAGCUGACCAGCUCCUGCUGCCCCCUGUACCACAAGAGGGAGCAAGUGCUGUCUCCAUGGGACAGGACGCAGCUGAGGAGGCUGGGGACCUGGUGGCCUGCAGCUCUGAUGACAAUGUAGCUAAAGCCCUGAUGGACACGUUUUGGGAGGUGCAGAAGUGGGCAGAAUUGACUGACUCCAAGGUUUUGAUGUUUUCCUAUAAACAUGCUCUGGUAAACAAGAUGUAUGGCCGAGCUUUAAAAUAUGCCUCAAAGAUGGUUGAGGAGAAGCCCAGCAAAGAGAACAUGAGGAACUGCAUCCAGCUUAUGCGACAGCUCCAAUGGACCCACUGCGCCUCCUUUAGUGAAAACUGGUUCCCUGUCAUGUACCCCCCAGACUACACAGCGUUCUAAGACAUGCAAGCAUGAGCAGCAUGACCAUACAGGGUCCCUCAGGGUCACGUGGUCUAUGCAUCUGACCAAACAGCUGCCUCCUGCGAUUUUCUUAAGCUUUUUCAAAUUUGAAUUAUGUGACCAUCAGAAUGAAGUAUGAACCUGUGCUUCACAACAUAUAAGGUGAGAUCUCAUAAAUAAUUUAAACCAGACAUUUUGUAUAAAUGUCUUCUUAAACAUUAGAGGCCAGGUUGUCAAGAGAAAUCAGCACAGUUCACACAAGGUGUUUUUUUUUUUGUUUUUUUUUUAACGUCUGAUUCUCUUUUAAAUCUUCUGGAUCAGUCAUAUAGUUUUAAAUUAAUUAUUUUAUUUUCUACAUAUGUGGAGGCUUUUAGAUCCACCCACCCUCCUCAGGGUGACUGCUUGUCAUAAAAAGAACCUCAUUUUCUCAUGUAAAUACUUUUAAAGGGCGGGUGUGAACUCUGGCAAUUCAAGUCAAGCUUAACUGUGACACAUUUACUCGCUUAAAAAAAAAAAAGUCACAAUGAUAACUUCAGUGGGAUGAAAGAAGGAACUUGCUGCUGCACAAUGUUUAGGAAUACGAGGGCAUGCGGAGUCUGCUCAAUACCCGAUUUAAAGGAGGGAGGCUUGGGCAGAGUUUGAUUUUUGUUUUUGUCUUCUAGCCAGAUCAGGAAAGUCCAGAGCAUUUACGUUUGUUCUUGUCCAUCUGCUUAAACCCCGAAUCCUGUUCAUAAUCUCAGAUCACAAAGCGUGUUGAGGUGCCUUUUGUUUACGUACCUUACAAUUACUGAUGGGAUGCAGAGUCAGGGUUUUAAUCACAGGAGUGUUUAGCGUUGAGUCUUGGCCGCUUGCAGUCAUUUCACCCGUCAGCCUUCAGUGUGACUUGGAAGCUCACACCACCAGUGUGAUGCGUCAUGUGCACAGCGUGCCGGUCGUUAGCGGCACAAACACACCUUCCCAUGUUCUCUUCACCCUCAUGCUGUACUCACCUGAGCGCCACAUUUGACAACCACCACUAUAAACCUCACUAACACAACACGUGCUGUUGUGGGACACAGUAGGAUGUUCUGAUCAGCUCUGUGUAUGUUCUUCACGUGGAGUUACAGACAUUUCUCCGCAGCGUUCAAAAUGCUGCAUUUGUACACAGUGUCAGAGAGUAAUGUACAUACACACACCAUAAAAAUAUUAAGAUGCAAUAGGUAUAUAAUACAAAUAUUAUUCUAAUUGUUGUAUUUUGCAUACAGUAUAUGCGUGUCUUGUAGGAUAUAAGAAAGAAAACUUACUUUUAUUUGGAAGCAGAUUUUAGUGUUUUAAAAGAUUUUUAUUCCAAAACAAGAUAUCCACUAUUGUUGUUCUCAUGCCUGUGUUUGUGAAUGAUUUUACAUAUAUACUUCUGUGCAUAAACAGGACGAAUACAACAGCCAUUUAAAGGGAGGUUUAACAUGAGGUACUUUCUUUCCUCCAGGUAAUUUAAAGGACUGCGCCAGUGUUUUUGCAUGUUUUUUUUUAUUUUUUAUUUUUUUUAUUAAAACGCUUCACAUACACGUUAGACUACAACUGAACUUGCUUCAUGUUGUGUUCACCCGAGUUCUCUGAACAGACGGUGUUAAAUCUUCAGCUUCUCAACAUGACUGCAAAUUGAGGUGUAAAUACUCUAUAUUUAGUUGAGGACGUGAGAAUUGCAAAAACAGUGGUGUGAUCUUUUAAAUGGCUUCAUCAGGAGCUGGGACAUUUUUUUUCUGUCACAGUGCUGGUGCACGAGGACUAAAGUAGUGUUUCCUUUUUUUCUAAACAAUAAAACUGUAUCCUACA
Molecule: messenger RNA, 5727 nt
Organism: Betta splendens (Siamese fighting fish)
Lineage: Eukaryota; Metazoa; Chordata; Actinopteri; Anabantiformes; Osphronemidae
Gene: tpp2
Product: tripeptidyl peptidase 2
Exons: 29
Coding region: 91-3915 (1274 amino acids)
Biological process (GO): proteolysis
Cellular component (GO): cytosol
Molecular function (GO): serine-type endopeptidase activity; tripeptidyl-peptidase activity
Source: RefSeq, a predicted model, not a curated record